This is a messenger RNA of Spodoptera littoralis (African cotton leafworm), 1122 nucleotides long. The record is from the annotation of a GenBank genome assembly. Lineage: Eukaryota; Metazoa; Arthropoda; Insecta; Lepidoptera; Noctuidae.
AUGUGCCAGAAGUGCUUCUUUAACGGCCGCAAAGCUAAGAACCACAAGCUGACGCAUCCUAUGCAGGAGUAUUGCACUGCUACUACUUCGGGCGAAGAUGUGCGUGACUUCACUCGUGCGUUGCGCAAUAAGUUCAAGUCAGCUCGCUACUUCAAGAAGCAUCCUCGAGUUGGAUACCUUCCCGUGCAAACUGUGCUUGAAGGUGAUGCUUUGGAGUCUCCGGCUCCAUCUCCUCAACACGGCAGUGCUUCAGGCUCAGCCCUUGGAGGUGAUGACAUGCAUUCACGACUGGAACUGUACGCCACCAGGCUGGCUCAAGUGGAACUCGGAGCCAAAUCUGGAGACACUCCUGACAGUGACGAAGAACAUCAGCUGAUUGCCCAAUACUGCGCUUCUCUCAAUGGCGGCGGAGAAACUGAUGACGCACCACGCUCGCCAGUACAGGUCGUCUCCAUCAUACAUCGCGAGCAGAGACACGAACUUGAGGCUAUGAUCCGAGAGCUGGAGGAAGAGAAUGCCAGUCUCCAAGCUGAAUACGAGCGUCUGAAGGCUAAGCAGACACCUGGAUCUACUCCUGAGGAGCAGCACGGAGUCAAUGAUAACAGGAACGCUCCUGUCGACCAGGACAUGAUGGCUGAAGCCCGUCUACUAAGGCAGCACAAGGGUCGCUUGGAGGCACGCAUGCAGAUCCUCGAGGAACAUAACCGACAGCUCGAGGCUCAGCUGCAGAGACUGAGGAGACUGCUCGAUGAGGCAACUAUCAGAUCAAAUAGCAACCAUUAUUGUUUUCCAGCCCAAGGUUCUCCACCAGCUCGCACGGGCACGCUGCAGACUCGUUCUGUGACUGCUUCGCAACUUGCUACCGAUUCUCCGGCAAAAAUGCAUAAUGGACUUUACCACGAGUCGCAAACUAACGGAGGUACUCGCUGGGCGGGCGCGGAGCGGGAGACGUUGGAGCGUCCUCCACCACCGCCGCACCAGGUGCACUCGCUCAUGCACUGCGCAGAUGACCUUGGCCGCGCUGUCGAAGAACUAGUGUCAGUAAUGACGGAGGACACACAAAACCAAACAUCGAACUCUCCUCCACAAUACACCAACGGCAAGCCACCAACCAAAGAGUAG